Impatiens glandulifera is the source of this 1262-nucleotide messenger RNA. Its product is annotated as glutathionyl-hydroquinone reductase YqjG-like. The transcript is spliced from 6 exons. The record is from RefSeq and is a predicted model, not a curated record. The coding region runs from base 166 to 1143 and encodes 325 amino acids. Lineage: Eukaryota; Viridiplantae; Streptophyta; Magnoliopsida; Ericales; Balsaminaceae. Gene Ontology annotation, molecular function: glutathione transferase activity. Gene Ontology annotation, cellular component: cytoplasm.
AUCGUCACUAAUUUUGAUUUCUACUGUCUGUUUAGUAUUUUAGCGUCUGUUGAUUGCUUUCUUCUCUUAAGAUUUUGUUUAGAACUCAAAAUUUCCUUCUCCAGAUUGUUGCUGUUGCUUAUUGAACUUCAAUUCACCUCUGUUCUUCUUCAGAACAAUUUCCAAAUGGCUAGAUCUGCAUUGGCUGAGGUUUCUCAAUCGGGGGCCUUUGUUAGAACACCUUCGACAUUUAGAAACUUAAUUUCAAGGGACCAGAAUUCAACUUUCCCAGCUGAAGUUGGGAGGUAUCAUCUCUAUGUGUCUUAUGCUUGUCCUUGGGCAUCCAGGUGCCUCAUGUACUUGAAGAUUAAAGGUCUUGACAAUGCCAUCAGUUUCUCGUCUGUCAAACCAGUAUGGGAGAGAACAAAAGAUACUGAUGAUCACAAGGGAUGGGUUUUUUCUACAUCUGAUAACGAGGAACUUGGAGCUGAGCCAGACUCGUUGAAUGGAACCAGAACUAUUCGGGAACUGUAUGAGCUAGCCAGUUCAAACUAUUCCGGGAAAUACACAGUUCCUGUUCUUUGGGAUAAAAAACUCAAAACAAUUGUCAAUAACGAGAGUGAAGAGAUAAUACGCAUGUUCAAUUCUGAAUUCAACGAAAUUGCAGAGAAUCCAUCUAUUGACCUUUAUCCUCUUCACUUGCAAGAUAAGAUCAAUGAGGUCAAUGGAUGGAUAUAUGAUGGUAUUAACAAUGGUGUCUAUAAAUGUGGAUUUGCUACUAAGCAAGAGCCUUACAAUGAGGCUGUAUUGAGAUUGUACGAAGCUUUGGAUAAAUGUGAGGAAAUUCUCGAUAAGCAGAGGUAUCUUUGUGGUAACACAUUGACUGAAGCAGAUGUUCGAUUGUUCGUCACCCUUAUUAGAUUUGACGAGGUUUACACAGUCCAUUUCAAGUGUAACAAGAAACAGUUAAGAGAAUACCCAAACUUAUUCAAUUACACAAAAGACAUCUUCCAGAUUGCAGGCGUUAGCGCCACUGUUAACAUGGUACAUAUCAAAAAACACUAUUACGUAAGUCAUCCAUCCAUCAAUCCUUAUGGCAUUGUUCCGGUUGGACCCAAUUUGGAUUACUCGAUUCCUCACGAUAGAGACAGAUUUUCUACUUAAAGAGUCGAUACGCAUUUGGAUCAAUCCUUACUCAUCUUUCAGUUUGUUUCUUCUCAACUAUAUUAUAUAGUAUUGUGGAUUGUGUGUCGAGUCUAUUGUAUACUGAUGCGUCUUUGGUU